GGCUCGGCGGCGCACCACGGUCCAACCCGCUCACGGACGACACCCGCGUCUCCGCGAAACCGCCGUCCGGUGUUGUGCUCGUCGCGCGCUCGCCGACGACGGUCCGUGCCCACGCGUUUCCGUGCGCCACCGUGUAAUCGCCACUGUUUUUUUUUUUCUAUUAUUAUUAUUAUUGAAAUCGUUUUACUCUUGUUCCGCGUCCGCGCUACGUACGUCCGUCCGUCCAGCACGCGAGCAGUCACGCAGUCGUUUCCCGAACGUAGUUCGAUGAUAUCAGUGUGAAACCAUGAAGUGACAAGAUUAAAUCAUGAUAGUCUCGCUUCAUAUUGCCAUUUACAUAAGUUUUUUCGUGUUCAACAAAUUUUCCACCGGUAAAGAUGCUGUUAAAACGGACUUCCUGACGACCACGGUCGGGCCGCUACUUGCUAUCGACGAGCGCGAAAAACGGAUAUCGAAUACGACGCGUGACCGCUGCCCCGGGUGCGACGAGCCCCACGACGCUGGCGACGGCGGCAAGAGUGGCGGCGCAGGCAUCGGCUCGGUAGCCGAACAUUCCACCGGCGUGUUGAGCAGGGCCGCGAACGGGACCGGCGGCGGCAAGGGAACGGACACCGAGAGGUCGAGACCGCGGUCCCGCGACGCCGGCAACAAUGGCACCGCGGCGAAAACGACCCGUCGCCCCGGACCCGCGAGAACGCCGGAAUCGCCGCGGAACGUCACAUCGGAACGCCGCGACUCCGCAGUCCGGCCGAAGCCGGGCAAGAGGCUAGGGGCCGGCGGUGCCCGGAAACCAGCGCCGCCACCUACGCCUCGAACGCCGCAACCCUCUCCACCGCCCAGCACGCCACAACCCUCGCCCUUACCCCCGACGCCACCAAUGCCGCCACCACCACCGCCACCGACCCCCGUGGACGUAAUGAAUCGCACGGCCUGCGGCGUAGCGAUGACGGACUUCGAGACCAGGUACCCCGUGGGUCUGUGGAAGGAGCACGGGCUGUACACGGACGACUACGCUAGACUGAUCAACGCGCACUGGUUCAAGUUCGCGCCGCCGGACCCGGCGUCGCACUACGCGCUCGCGUUCCUGUACACCGUCAUUAUGGUGUUCGGCUGCUUCGGCAACUCGCUGGUGAUCUUCAUGUACAUCAAAUGCAAGUCGUUGCAAACGCCGGCCAACGUGUUGAUAAUGAAUCUGGCCGUCAGCGAUUUCAUCAUGAUAGCGAAAACGCCGAUCUUCAUCUACAACAGUUAUUACCAAGGCCCCGCGCUGGGGAAAUUGGGAUGUCAGAUCUUCGGGUUUUUCGGUGGUUUGACCGGCACAGUGUCCAUCAUGACGCUCGCGGCCAUAUCGCUGGAUCGUUACUACGUGAUCGUGCACCCGCUAAACGCGGCCGUCAAGACCACCAAGCAGAGGGCCCGGGUAUGGAUCGGCCUGAUAUGGAUCUACGGGUUCGCGUUCUCUGUGGUCCCGGUACUGGACCUGGGGUACAACCGGUACGUGCCGGAGGGCUACCUGACCAGCUGCAGUUUUGACUAUCUGACGGACGUGGGCCCGGAGAAAUCGUUCAUAUUGGUGUUCUUCGCGGCCGCGUGGUGCGUCCCAUUCGCCACGAUAUCGUAUUGCUACGUGAAGAUACUGCGCGCGGUGUGCAUGACCAGCGAGAUGGCGGCCAGCCGGUUCGGGCAGGAAGAGGAGAAGCGAAAGACGGAGAUCCGGCUCGGAUACGUGGUGAUCGGCGUCAUCGUGCUGUGGUUCGUCUCUUGGACACCGUACGCCGUAGUCGCGCUGUUGGGCGUGUUUGACCGGAAGGAAUUCAUCACGCCGCUGAACUCGAUGAUCCCCGCGCUGUUCUGCAAAGCGGCCAGCUGCAUGGACCCGUGGAUAUACGCGAUCACCCAUCCGAGAUUCAAGAACGAGCUUACCAAACUACUGGCAAAGAAGGGCCGUGGUCUGGAACGGGACUACGGUAUGAAGAAGGGAUGGAGCCAUUCCAACAAGAGCGGCAACGGCUUCAGGAACCAGUCGAGCACCGAAGACGAGGACGUGGAGGAGAUGAUCGUGCAGAUGGUCAACGCCGACGACAGGAUUCGCCGGCAUGGGUCGACGUCCAGUCACAAGACCGAUGAGACCCGGGCCCUGGAGACAAAGUUCCCGCCCACCAGGCAGGAGAGUCUCAAGUACAUGCCGCCCAGCUGGUAUAAAUUGCCCAGAACCUCGUCCAAGAGCAGCAUCAAAUCGGACGCGACAAAACUCGUUGCGAGCGACAAUGCUACCACCUCCACCACCACCACCAAUAAGUGAUAGUGUUAUAAUAAUUAUUGUAUUUAUUUAGUAACAUUAUAAUAUAGUUAUUAUCGAUAUUGACCGAUUGAGUCCACGGUUAGCGAUUCGUGAUUUCUACUGGUAAACGCUGUGAUUAAAAAAUGCUAGUCUAUGUUGGUAAUUUGAUCUCGCACUUUGUGUUAAGGAUGAUUUACGAAUAUGUGCAUAAUAUUACCGUUAUGUUGUCGUUGUGAUCGUACAUUUUUUUAAUUUUUUUUUUUUUCUUAGGUGCUUAUUCGUUUUUGGGUAGAAUAAUAAACAUAAUAUAAUACUACAUUCGUGACCGCUCACGCGUAUUGACGAGCACUCCUCCGUAUAAAUAUUAUGUCUAGUAUGAAAUAAAUUAAAUGGAUGUUAUUCAUAUUAUAUUCUUUACCCUGUAUAUCAGAAUUAUAUAUUCCUAUUUUUUUA
Messenger RNA from Sipha flava (yellow sugarcane aphid), 2734 nucleotides. RefSeq names its product opsin Rh4-like. Gene Ontology annotation, cellular component: membrane. The record is from RefSeq and is a predicted model, not a curated record. Gene Ontology annotation, biological process: G protein-coupled receptor signaling pathway; visual perception. Gene Ontology annotation, molecular function: G protein-coupled receptor activity. The coding region runs from base 308 to 2302 and encodes 664 amino acids. NCBI's taxonomy places the organism in Eukaryota, Metazoa, Arthropoda, Insecta, Hemiptera, Aphididae. The transcript has 4 exons.